AUGUCACCCUCCACCUCUACUUCCCUCUCCGCCUCUACCUCUACUUCCACCUCCACCACCUCCACCAACGACAUCCACAAGUCCCUCGCACACCUCAACCUCCACGAUAGCGCAGUCCUGCCUAGACAACCGUGGAACGUGCCAGCCGGAGAGUACGUGCGGACCGAUGGAACUGUAAUUUACAUUGGGGAUGUGUUCUUGUACCGCGAGACGAGGGAAAGGGAUGGUAGUGCGAACUGGAGUCAUGCAUGGAUGGGCGAGGGAUAUUCGGUGGAAGCAGCGUAG
Messenger RNA from Ascochyta rabiei, 285 nucleotides. RefSeq lists its product as uncharacterized. The transcript is spliced from 2 exons. NCBI's taxonomy places the organism in Eukaryota, Fungi, Ascomycota, Dothideomycetes, Pleosporales, Didymellaceae. Bases 1 to 285 code for a protein of 94 amino acids. The record is from RefSeq and is a predicted model, not a curated record.